This is a messenger RNA of Meloidogyne enterolobii, 1041 nucleotides long. NCBI's taxonomy places the organism in Eukaryota, Metazoa, Nematoda, Chromadorea, Rhabditida, Meloidogynidae. The record is from the annotation of a GenBank genome assembly.
UUUGAAAAAACUCUUGAGAUAAGUUUUAAUCCAACGGACCAAGAAAUAGAUAUAAUAUUGCAAGAUUACCAAGACAAUUUUGUAGGAUCCAUGAAAUUUAUUUUACACCGCUUAAAAGCAUCCUGUGUUAAAACAAUAAAAUACUUUUCACGCUCCUACGAUAUACAAGUAAUUUCGGAGUGGAGGUGUGCUCAUACAGGAAGCUGUGUUAAUCAAAAAUGUAGUUCCAUUAAAAUGAACGAUACGAUUAUUGAAUUAAACAUGGAAAAUCAAAAAUUCCCAGGCAUCACAAGAUGCAUGGAAACAGAAGGCGGUUGGGCCAAUGGUUGUUUUUAUGUCGACCCUGCUUGUUUAUUUUAUCGCUUUUCUGCAGUACCAACGAAUGACCCUAAAAUACUCGAAAUAUUUAGAUGUCCGAAAUGGGAUCUUGAAUUGGAUGUAAAAAUUAUAAUUGAAACUCAAAAUGAUAAACAAGAAAAAUUAAUUUCGCUAAAACCCGGAUUUACGACAGAAUGGAACGAUCUUCGAAUAACCGCCACAAGCAUGACAAUUGCUCCUCUUCCUAUACUCAAUCAACUUUUCGUGUCGGAUGAAAAUAGAGUUGCAAUUCUUGAAUCGGAAAGUGAAGAUAAAUUGAGAAGUUUUAGAUGUUCCUCAAAAGCGGCAGCCAUUAAAUUUAAUGAAUGUAAAUUAGAUCCACUAUCGUGUGAUUGUAACUCGGCCGACCAUAAUGUAGCUUGUCUGUGUUAUGAAUUGUUAGAAACUAGACAGCUUUUUAAAAGAGAUUUAACAUUGCCAUUUGAGCAUAACGGUAUACUACUUGACGUGGACCAAGGCACGAUUAAAGUCUCGCCCGAUUUUUCCGCCGCUCAAAUCCAAACACAAAUUAAAGGCUUAACACUCAAAACAGAAAUUCUCGCAAAUAAAUGUAAAGUAACAAAUGUUAAAUUAAUCGGAUGCUACAAAUGUAAUCGCGGCGCAAAGCUAGAGCUAACUUGUAAAACUGAUUUUGGAAACUCCUUAGGAAAUAUUUACAUUUGA